This is a messenger RNA of Hippoglossus stenolepis (Pacific halibut), 2647 nucleotides long. RefSeq names its product reticulon 4 receptor-like 2 a (gene rtn4rl2a). Gene Ontology annotation, cellular component: plasma membrane. NCBI's taxonomy places the organism in Eukaryota, Metazoa, Chordata, Actinopteri, Pleuronectiformes, Pleuronectidae. Gene Ontology annotation, molecular function: protein binding. The record is from RefSeq and is a predicted model, not a curated record.
AUGCUCUGGUAUAAAAGGGACACUGGUAGCCACAGACCGGCACACUCUCAGUCGCUCCGACUCGGGAACCAGGGCAUCAGCGGAGAUAAGGCUUUAUUUUGUCCUCUUAGGCUAACUCGCUUUGAGCUUUGGUUCAGGAUGGAAACCUCUUCGAUAUAUCGGAGCCGACGAUGCUCCAUCGUGCACAACUGCAAAAGCGGUCUCUCCCUCUGGUUGGUGGUGUGGCUGGUCCUCGGCAAGCCAAGUCCGGCAUCGGCGUGCCCGCACCUGUGCGUGUGCUACCCGACGCCCAUGACUGUGAGCUGCCAGGCGCAGAACUUCACCGCCGUCCCGGUCGGAGUGCCCUACGAGUCGCAGCGCGUGUUUCUCCAAAACAACCGGAUCACGGAGCUCAGAGUUGGCUCUUUUGGCUUCGGAACUCAGGUUCUGUGGCUGUUCUCUAACAACAUCACAUGGAUUGAGGCAGGGGCCUUCAGUGAGCUGCGGGACUUGGAGGAGUUGGACCUGGGGGACAACCCUAACCUCCACAGGCUGGAGGGGGGAGCCUUCCGCGGACUAGAGAAGCUCCAGAGCCUCCACAUGCACCGCUGCCGGCUCACUGCCCUGCCCCAUGACAUCUUUCACAAGCUUUACAGCCUGCACUUCCUCUAUUUGGAGGAGAAUAAUCUCCACUUCCUGCAGGACGACAUCUUCUCUGACCUCAUAAACCUGAGCCAGCUUUUCCUGCAUGGCAACCGCAUCCGUACCCUCUCCGAGAACGUGUUUCGUGGCCUGGUCAACCUCGACCGCCUUCUCCUUCAUGACAACCGCAUCAGGCAGGUGAACCGCCGGGCCUUCCGCGACCUCGGCCGCCUGACCAUGCUCUUCCUCUUCAACAACACCAUGGCGGAGCUGCCCAGCCAGACCCUGAGGGACACCCAGGGCAUCGAGUUCCUCCGCCUCAACGCCAAUCCCUGGUCAUGCGGCUGUGAGGCCCGCGCCCUGUGGGAGUGGUUCCGUGAGGCCCGUGUCUCUUCAUCCGAGUUGAUCUGCUCCUCCCCUUCCAACCGCCGUGGCCAGGACCUCCGCUUUCUCCGUGAGAUGGACUUCGCCCUCUGCCCCCUGGUCGACCCAGGCUCCAUUGCUGGCUCCACCACCACCACCUUCAGCACCAAGACCCGCUGGUGGUUCCACAAGAACAAGCCCCAGUCAUCCACAAAAGGUGUCUUUGAAAAAGCCUCAGAGACCGUCAAGGCUGGUUUGUAUGGGAAAGGCCCGUCCACAACCACCUCAGUAGUCAAGUAUGAGCUGGGGGAGGAAGAGCUGGCGCUGCCCAAACUUGACCCAGAAGAGUACUGGGUAAACUACGGCAACGAGGAUUCAGGUGUCACUCUGCGGUGCUUCGAGCUCGAAUGUCCACCUGAGUUUGACAUGCCUCCAUCUUCCUCCUCUCCCUCAUCCUCCUCGCGGUCACUCUUCUCUUUACUAGCCCUUUCUGUCUUCAGCUUCUGCCUCAACCUCCACCUGCUAUUUGGUUGAAUGAGACUCUUAGUACCACCCUCCUCAUCUGUUCCAGCCUGUUUUAAAGGCUGCGAGGACCCCUGUUAGACUCUCGAUAACCCCUUUGCCCGAUAUGCUGUGAGCCAAUUCUCAAGGCACAGCGAGGGAGAUAGGGGGAUGGUUCGAUUCUGAAUCUAUCACCUACAGGGCUUAACACAUUUCAGGGCUGCUAAGAGUUCUUGAGCUAAGGUUAUAUAUAUCUACAAUACUCUACAGGUGUGACUUUUUGUGUCUCACCUGUAUGAUGUCAUGAUUCCCUGCAAUCAGGGCUAUGAGGGCUGACUCAUCACUAAUAUCAACAUGAUUUAUAGGCAGUUGUGAAUGAUGUUGUGGAUUUUGUCACCUCAAUUUAGUUAAAACUACUAGUGCUAUUGGUGCAUCCAAUUAACUGGCUGCUGAGACAGUUACUACAAUUACUGUUAGAGUCAGUGCACAGUAAUGACAAUACUGUAACCACUUAAAGUGUUAUGUACAUAGAUAUGUAUCCUGUGAGUGUUUUUAUCUAAUAUCUGUGGUCCAGCAUUGUCCCUUUUCAUCUCUACCCAUGAAAACUGUGAAGGCUUGCGCUCCUACAGGACAGAGCACGACGUGCAGUGAGCCAGAGAGUAGAGAGGAGAAGAAAAUAUAUUCAGAGCAGUCUGGAGGGAGUGCAGCGAGAGCGUGAGAGAGAGAGCGAGCAAGGGAUGCAGAGAUUCUUCAGAAGGGACAGAGACUAGGGCAGCGAGAGGAAGAAGAGAAAGAGCAAGAGCAAUAAGAGAAGACACAGCAAGACACUAUGAAGGACAGGGCUGGCAGUAGAAGCAGCAACCUGCAGGAGAGAAGUAAUAACUCCACUCAUAGCUGUUAAAUCCAUCCAUCACACAUUCCACCAUCUUCUGUAAAUAUGAUGUUGCAUCUACCACAGGGAAGAAAAAUGCUUCCUGUCAGGAAGCCGAAGACUUAGGUUUUUGAAUGUCUUUUUGUGACAUAUUGAAAUGAUGUGUAAAAGAUUGUUUAAACUGAUGCAGAUGAUGAGAUAAAAUGAUUUACUGAAUAUUUCCUGAAUCACGUUGUCUAUCAUGAUGUUCUUUGGGGCAAAUUUAUCAAAGAAGAUAUAUAUAUAUAUAUA